Messenger RNA from Tympanuchus pallidicinctus (lesser prairie-chicken), 3980 nucleotides. Its product is annotated as A-kinase anchor protein 17B-like. The transcript has 3 exons. NCBI's taxonomy places the organism in Eukaryota, Metazoa, Chordata, Aves, Galliformes, Phasianidae. The record is from RefSeq and is a predicted model, not a curated record. The coding region runs from base 1 to 1773 and encodes 590 amino acids.
AUGGCCGGGACCGGGUCCGGUCCCCCCUCCCAGCCGCGUCGCUGCCCGGUGUGCGCCGCGCUCCGCCCCGGGGGUGGUGGCGGCAAGGGCGCCGGGAAGCGCGCGGAGCCGGCGGCGGCCGGAGCGGAUUUUGUGCAGUUGGCAAGUCAGAAAGUGGAUCCUUCACCGGGCGUAAGGAAGAAUGAUUCCUCUUCUGAAGCAGCAUUAAAAGCCAUACAUCAGAAACAGAUCAACUCCUGUUACCUUAUGCACAAAGAUUUGGAACACAAGGAGGAGCUUCAGUGUCAGUUAACCCAAAAAAGUAGCAGCUUAUGUUGUGAGGAAGGAGAUUUGACUGCCUUCUGUGCAUCUACUUCUCAUAUAGUCAAGACAAUUUUAAAUGACCCCGCUGCAGCUCUGAGUUCUGGCAGAUGGACUGGCAGAGAUGCAUCCAGCUCCUUUGGCUGUGGAUCUUUACUGAUCACAGUGACUCAAGACUGCAAGGUCAUUGAAUCUCUAGAUGGAAGGGACUGCCAAACACUGAACGUGGUUCACCCGCAGAUGGGGUCUGAAGAUGGUUACAGAAAGCAAAAGGUUUAUGAGACCGAUGAAUUCAUUCAUUAUUUACUAAACUACUAUCAGACACCAAGCUAUGAACGUGUUUCCCUAGGGACAAAAAACUCUGCAAACAAAUCCUGGUGGAAGAGGGUGGUGUGUGAUGAUGACAGUGGUUUUCACAUCAGCUUGUGUAACAGGCAGGGUCGGCACUUCAGAGAAGUGAGUCUUGUACAAAAUCUCAACAGCAGAAAUUGCGUUGGUGAUGAUAACUGUAGACUAGUGAUCACUGCUGGGGAAUUUGAAUCAACAGACACAGCGUUGAAAAAUAAGACUUGUGCAGAUAGGCCUGCAAGGAAGCUGCAAAUACAGAGGAAUGACACACUCACUGUUGAUUACUUAUCACAUGCUGAACCAAAUCAUUCUUUGGAUUGCACUGCUGCUGCUCGUGAUGAGGAAUUUGAACAAGAAGAUGGUAGAAAUGAAGUUACCAAACAGUGCAAAACUUGUAGAUCUUACCAGUUACAGGACUUGUUGGAAGAGAUCAGUGAUUCUGAGUACUUCAGUGAGGCAUGCAGCGGUGCAAUGAAGAGUGCAGAAAGGAGUGAACAAAUUGACAGCAAUUGUAACAGAGGGUGCUUGCCUGCAAGAGAGAAAGAGAGAAAAUUACUGGUUUAUUUCAAGAAUGUUACUCUGGAAGGUCAAACAAAGGAAAGCAGCAAAUGCAACUUCUGUUCUAGUUCUGCCCAUGAGGGCUUGGCUAGGCAGUGUGAUCAUAACCUUGAAAAGUCAUGCAAGAGGUCUAGCAGUGAAUUAAGACAUAAAGGACAGAAAAGUGAGAGACAUUUCAGGGAAGAGGAGAGAAACACUUACAAAACGAAGAAAAAGAGGAAAAAGCUUUCUUCUGAUUUUUUAUCUGAUGAAUGUGGCUUUUCAGAGACCGAGAGUUGCAUACAGCUGGAGUCACUCAGAAAGAUAGAAAGAAGAUGUAAUAAAGCAUUCCACAACAAAGUGAAAUUCAAGACACUUCACGCAGGCACAGCAGCACCAGGCAUUGCUGCUUCUGACUGCUUUCCACUUCAGGAGACACUCCGGCACACAGGAGAUGAGAGGAAAUUAAUAUUGAGAAGAGAGAUGGAUGCAGAUGAAAGAGGAUGCCCUCUCUUUCCUCUUGAGAUAAUUCAAACAAAUCCCUGCUCAGAUACUUUCUGUGGAGCAGAGCCCAGAAGAGGAUGCUGAACAGCUACUAUAUAAUAGCUCUUAAGCUCCUUUUAGAAGUGGAAGAAGAAAGCCCUUUAGCCGUUAAAAGGUAUUGGAAGUACUUGGGCUUUUUUUCCUUAGGUAAUUCCUUCAGUUAGAAUGGUCUAACUGGUGUAGCAAGCCACAGAAACAGAAUCUCUAUUUACCUUUUGGAUGCAAGGACCAAAAUUUUCUCCAGGGCCAGACAAGCUUUUGUGGACCAGUUGCUCAGAAUUUGAAGAUUUAUGGAUUCAGAUCUCAGAGAUAAACUCUGAUUGAUAUUUACACAAUUCCCUACGUUUACAGAUACAGCAUUUAGUAAUAUCAAGUCCCUAGAAAAACAACAACCACAUAAAUAUAUAAAUCAUAGAGCAAGGAUAUGAAGUGCCUUCUCGAUCAGAUGGUUAAAAUGAUGGAAUUGGAAGCUGUGGGGGACAUUUAUAUGUAAUGGUGGAGAAUAAUAGAUUUCUAAAUAAGAAAAAAAUAUAUACUGUAAUGUUCACAGUGGAAAAAUACUUGUUUAUUAUUCACAGUUCUGAAAGUGUUUCUGAAAACCUGCUGGUCUUUGGAAGGAAGGAUUUCACAAUAACUGCUAGAUGUAGCGCUUCUGAGAAUCUGAUUUUCUAAGCACAGCUCUGAAUGUUGGACAGUGAAAGAGCAACGUCUGUCAGCAUGUUGACAGCUCACACUUAGCAGGUUGAAAAUACCAUAGAAUCAUAAAGUCAAAGCGUGGCUUGGGUUGGAAGAGACCUUAAAGCCCCCCCCAGCCCCAGCCAUGUGGCGGGCUGCCUGCCCACCCAGCUCAGCCUGCCUAGGGCCACCCAGCCCAGCCUGGGGCACCUCCAGGGAUGGGUGCACACAGCUCUGGGCAGCGCCAGGGCCUCACCGCCUACUGCAUAAAGAAUUUCAGCCCAACAUCUAAUCUAAGUCCCCCUUGUUUUAGUUUAAAAACAUUCUCCCUUGCCUCCUUACACAGUCGCUAUCAGACCAUGUAAAAAGCUGGUCCCACUCCUGCUUAUAAACUCCCCUCAAGUUCUGGGAGGCCGCAGUGCAAUCUCCCUGGAGAUCUCUCCAGGCUGAACAAGCCCAGCUCCCUCAGCCCUUCUUACAGGAGAGGUGCUGCAGCCCUGUGAGCAUCUUCACAGCCUCCUCUGGACCCACUCCAACAGUCCCACAUCCUCCUUGUGCUGGGGGCACCAGGCCUGCUCACAGUACUGCACAUGGGGCCUCACGAGGGCAGAGCAGAUGCAGACAGUCCCCCCCCUGCUGCCCGCCUUCUGCUGAUGCAGCCCAGGUCACUGUUGCCCUUCUAGGCUGCGAGCACACACUGCUGGCUCAUGCCUAGUUUUUCACCCUCCAGGACCCCCAGGUCCUUCUCUGCAGGGCCGUUCUCAAGGAGUUUUUCUCCCACUCGGUGCACAUAUCUGGGAUUGCCCCACUGCAAGUUCAACACCUUGCACUUGGCCUUGUUGAACAUGGUUAGGUUUUCAUGGAUCCACUUUUCAAGCCUGUCCAGGUCUGUCUGGAUGGCAUCCCUUCCCUCCAGUAUGUCACCCUGCCCUGCUCAGCUUGGUGUCAUCACCAAACUUGCUGAGGGUGCAUUGAUCUGUCUGUGCCACUGAUAGAAAUGUUGAAGAGCACGGGUUCCAAGAUGGACUCCUGUGGAGCACCACUUGUCACUGGCCCGUGCCUGGACCUGGGAGCCAUUAACCACAACCCUCUGGCUGUGGCCAUCCAACAAAUUCCUUAUUCUUAAUAAUCCACCCUUCAAAUCCAUUUCUCUCCAACUUAGAGGCAAGAAUGCGAUAAGUUCACGAGAUUUCAAGAAGCUGUCCUUUGGAAGGCACAUGCAGUGAGAUAUCUAUUUAGUACAAUUAAGCUUACAUAAAAUUUCUAGAAGAAUUGUCAAAUGCUGUUCAAUUCCUGCUGCAUGGAAGUAAAAAUGUGAAAACUCAGUCUGGGAGCUUGUGUUACAUCUGCAUUUACUCAGACGACUGUAUUUAGCAGACAGUCACAGUUGCUCUGGGCCAAAGUCCCACAGAGAGACAGAGGGGAUCAGUUCUACUCAUAACACACUAAUUAUUUCAACUUUCAUUUUAGUAUGCUUAAUUUAUUACGUGUCAGUAUGUAAAUGUGAUGAUGUUGCCUUCCUUAUAUAACAUAUUACCCACAUUUGUAACUUCUGCUCUAAUAAAUCAUCAUUUUUU